AUGGGGCAGGUAACAGAGGAGACGACGUUUCUGAGACGGGUAGCGGACGCACUGGUCUCGACAAAACUGAAUGAUGAUGCGGUAGACCCGUCCGUCAAAGAGUUGCUCACGAGGGUCCAGUGCCAGCAGGACGCUCAAGUAGACGGGUCGCCGACUCCUCGUGAUGUGCAGAGGGCAUUCCGGUUUGAUCUGCGGGAGAAGUCCGAAUCGGGCUCGUCGUUGGACGAUUCCCACGGUAUACCUGGUGGUGUUCACAAAGAGAACUCAACGGACAGUACAAGUACUGCCAUCACAGACAAAAAUGGUAGCAUUGUUGCGAACAAUCUUGCUUAUGCGGGGGCACAAGAUUCUGGGGAGAAGUAUCCCUGCGCGCAGUGCGAGCUUGAGUUUCUGCGACCUGGUGAUCUGAGAAGGCAUGAGAAAGCACACAGCAUUGCAUCCCCGCAUAUAUGCUCUCGCUGCGGGAAAGGGUUUGCACGCAAGGACGCACUCAAGAGACACUUCAACACUCUGACAUGCUCCAGGAACAGAAAGAAACUCAUGAAAAUGGCAGGCGACAACUUCGAGGCGCUCAUAGCCAAAGCACAGCGUGACGGCAUUAGUAUAUAG
Messenger RNA from Huiozyma naganishii CBS 8797, 609 nucleotides. RefSeq names its product Met31p (gene MET31). The transcript has a single exon. Gene Ontology annotation, cellular component: nucleus. The coding region runs from base 1 to 609 and encodes 202 amino acids. Gene Ontology annotation, molecular function: DNA-binding transcription factor activity, RNA polymerase II-specific; sequence-specific DNA binding. The record is from RefSeq and is a predicted model, not a curated record. Lineage: Eukaryota; Fungi; Ascomycota; Saccharomycetes; Saccharomycetales; Saccharomycetaceae. Gene Ontology annotation, biological process: regulation of transcription by RNA polymerase II.